Molecule: messenger RNA, 2076 nt
Organism: Parasteatoda tepidariorum (common house spider)
Lineage: Eukaryota; Metazoa; Arthropoda; Arachnida; Araneae; Theridiidae
Product: solute carrier family 23 member 2
Biological process (GO): transmembrane transport
Cellular component (GO): membrane
Molecular function (GO): transmembrane transporter activity
Source: RefSeq, a predicted model, not a curated record
CUUUACAAUUUAUCAGUUCGAAAGUCGAAUAGCUUCGUGUGAGUCAAAAUCGUUUUUGUUCUCCCGUUGACUUUCAGCAGACGAUUUUUCUACCAAACUAGUUUUUUUUUCCUAAAGAAAGAGAGAAAAUUAUUAUUUGCUCUUCAUUUAUAUUUAUUCUUUUAUGAAGGCGUACUAUUAAUUUUAAAUAUUAUGGAUAUAACGCCAGAGGAAGAUGGUAACUGUGCCUGUUCCGAAAACUGCCCUAGAAGUACAGUAGAUGAAGAUGAAGAUUUAAAUAAAGAAAUUACUUAUAAAAUAGAUGAUGUGCCUCCUUGGUAUGUUUGUCUUGUGUUGAGUUUCCAGCAUUAUCUAACGAUGCUCGGAGGGACUGUUUCUUAUCCGUAUUUGGUAUGUCCACAUCUUUGUAUUUCAGAAGAUGAUCCUACACGAGGAUAUAUUGUCUCAACAACAUUUUUCGUAUCUGGAAUUUGCACAUUUCUACAAUCAACAUUCGGUGUUAGACUGCCUAUAGUACAGGGGAGUUCCAUGGCAUUUUUAGUACCGAUAUUUGCUAUCAUGAAUCUACCAGAAUGGCAGUGUCCUCCCAUGGAUCUAAACUCUACUUUGACUAUAGAAGAACGAAGAGAAAUAUGGAUGCCUCGAAUGAGAGAAGUACAAGGUGCUAUCAUUGGUGCAUCCGUAUGUGAAGUGGCCAUCGGAUUCUUUGGAAUCAUGGGAUUUCUUCUCAAUUGGAUCACUCCCUUGGCCAUCGUACCAACCAUAAGUCUUGUGGGCCUCUCUCUAUUUGCCGAAGCAGCUCAUUCUGCAUCGGGAAACUGGGGAAUUUCUAUGUUAACAAUGCUGUUGAUGAUUUUAUUUUCACAAUGUUUGCGAGAUGUUUGUAUGCCUUAUCCCACGUAUAAUGAAAAGACUGGGUGGACGUUUGGAAAGUUUCCUCUCUUCAAACUCUUUCCUGUUCUAUUGACUAUCCUGAUGUCAUGGUCUCUAUGCGCAAUUCUCACAGCCACUGGAGUUUUCUCUGAGGAGAAUCCUGCGAGAACAGACAGUCGAUUAUCUAUUUUAAGAGCAAGUCCCUGGAUAAGAAUUCCAUAUCCAGGUCAAUGGGGAAUGCCAACGUUCACAUCAGGAGCAAUGGUAGGUGUUUUGGCUGGCGUCCUGGCAUCAGCAAUAGAAUCAGUUGGCGAUUAUUAUGCUUGUGCUCGGCUGUCAGGAGCUGAAUCACCCCCAAAACAUGCCAUCAACAGAGGGAUUUUGAUAGAAGGUAUAGGAUGCAUCGUUGCCGGACUAUUUGGUACGGCGAGUGGAACCACUUCAUUCAGUGAAAACAUCGGGGCUAUUGGCAUUACUAAGGUGGCCAGUCGCAGAGUGAUACAAUACGGGAGUAUAUUGAUGAUUAUGUUCGGAAUGUUGGGAAAAUUUGGAGCCAUUUUCGUGACCAUUCCUGGUCCCAUUCUGGGUGGCAUAUUCUGCAUAAUGUUUUCCAUGAUCACGGCUGUUGGUCUUUCUACUCUUCAUUUUGUAGAUCUGAACUCAUCUCGGAAUCUCUUUGUCCUCGGAUUCUCGAUAUUCAUGGGUCUCUGCCUGCCUAAAUGGAUCCAGUCGAAUCCAGAAUUUAUCGACACGGGUAACCAAGCUGCUGAUCAAGCUCUCACUAUACUACUGAGUACAAAUAUGCUCGUUGGAGGAUUCAUCGGAUUUUUGAUGGACAACAUCAUUCCAGGUACAGAUAAGGAAAGAGGUCUUAUUGCUUGGCGCAAACAAGGCGAGGUAUAUAGCAGCACUAGUAUAACUUUAGCACCAAAAACAUACAACAUUCCAGGCAUUACUUCAUACUUAGAGAAACACACUAUGUUUAAUCUUUUACCAAUCAGUCCAACUUACCAAGAAGGAAGUCUGAAAAGCAGGAUUGUAGUCUUAAAAGAAUAUUUCUCAAGAAAGAAACAGCCAACUGAAAGAAAUGAACCGAUUUGAUUUGUAAUAAAGUCCUAAAUUAAAUUUAAUGUAUAUUGUAAAUAACAUUUUUUAUGUGUAGUAAAAUAUUUUUGAUACUUUUAAUAAACUAUAUUUAUGAUA